Molecule: messenger RNA, 1769 nt
Organism: Trichomycterus rosablanca
Lineage: Eukaryota; Metazoa; Chordata; Actinopteri; Siluriformes; Trichomycteridae
Product: C-type lectin domain family 18 member A-like
Exons: 13
Coding region: 170-1441 (423 amino acids)
Source: RefSeq, a predicted model, not a curated record
CGUAAUUGCAUCAGUUAUGAGGCCCCUAUCCGGCUCCCUAACCCUGUAUGAACAACAGUUUUUCAACAAACUGAACUGGUUGUUGCCCACUCCAGGUGAGUGACUCUUUACACUGCCGAGUCUCAGAACCCACAAGUUCGUAUCCCACGUCGCAUACAAAGUGAACCUCAUGCCCUGGCAGCAAAACGCUUCCCAGCUUCUUGCCAUUGAGAGGAGCAUCCAGUUUUGGACAGGACUUGGUGCAAAGGACCAUUUUCAAAUUGUUGCACAACACAACCGACUGCGCAGUCAGGUCAACCCCAUGGCAGCAAACAUGCAGAAAAUGGAGUGGAGUGUGAAGUUAGCUACACUGGCUUGGGAAAAGGCAAAGUCCUGCGCAAAGGAAAAUGUAGGGCUGGAAGAGGACAUGAAGCACACAGGGUGGAACAUUCAUCAGUCUCCACAUGGUGUGGUCUCCUUUGCUGACAUCAUCACCUUGUGGUUCCAAGAGGGCCAGAACUACAUCUAUCAAAAUGGGCAGUGCAAGGGCAACCACACCUGCAAGCAUUACACCCAGCUUGUGUGGGCCACGUCCAGUCAGGUGGGCUGUGCACUGCACGUCUGUAGGAUUGGAGUGAAGCACUGGGACAUGUUUGUCUGUGCGUACUACCCUGGGGGAAACUGGGAGGUGAAUGGCAGACAGGUGGUGCCCUAUAAAGCUGGACUGUACUGCUCUCUCUGCACAUCGUCAAUGUCUGGUUGCUUGCGUCUUUGGGACCACGUUGGGGGUUUGUGUGAGACGCCCCAAAACCCAUGCCGGAUGAGCUGUGGGCAGCAUGGCCAGCUGAACGUUUCUUCAUGUCAGUGUCACUGUUAUUCUGGAUAUACUGGCCGCUUCUGUCAGGUGCGCUGCAGUGUUCAGUGUGUGCAUGGACGCUAUAGAGAAGAAGAGUGCUCCUGUCUGUGUGAUAUUGGCUAUGGUGGAGCGGAGUGUGCAGAGAAACUACGCUUUCCUCAUCACAGCUGUGACUUGCAGAUUGAUGGCAAGUGUUUUAUGGUGUCCUCUGAAGCGGAGACAUACUACAUAGCCAAGCUGCGCUGUCAGGAAAGAGGGGGCAUUCUGGCCCAAGUUCUCAAUCAGAAGGUCCAGGAUAUCUUGACCUUUUAUCUCGGCCAGCUGGAGAACACCAAUGAGGUCACUGACCCUGACUUUGAGACACGCAACUUCUGGAUAGGUCUGACGUAUAAACCACUGAAAGACUCAUUUCGCUGGGACACAGGAGAAAUUCCCUUAUAUACCAGCUUUGCUUUUGGACAACCAGACAACCAGGGCUUUGGGAACUGUGUUGAGCUGCAAGCAUCCAGCGCUUUUAACUGGAACGAUCAGCGCUGCAAGACUCGAAACAGAUAUAUCUGCCAGUUCGGUCCAGAACAUGUUGCUCUGUGGGAGAUCGGACGAUGAGAACUAUGAGUACUUUGUGACUGCGUCAGAUUUACUUGGACUGAAUCAGAGGUUUUAAGCAAAAGUAUGACUUCUGACUGAUACAGACAAAAUACUGUAAAACAUGCAGAAGUCCUGGAGGUUUGAGAUUUUGGUUUCUACUUCAACAGCAGGGACUGUUAAAAAACUUUAUAUUUUAAGCCCUAAAUCAUGUUUAACAUUUUAUUGUCAAAAACCUGUGGGCAAAUAUAAGACUGGGGUAAAGAAGCGAAAAAGAUUGCUGUGCAGUUCACUGCUUAUAGAUUACUCUGUAACUGAUUUUUCUACUGUCUUCAGGUCAUGCUGCAAU